Musca domestica (house fly) is the source of this 619-nucleotide messenger RNA. Its product is annotated as probable small nuclear ribonucleoprotein G. NCBI's taxonomy places the organism in Eukaryota, Metazoa, Arthropoda, Insecta, Diptera, Muscidae. The coding region runs from base 125 to 355 and encodes 76 amino acids. Gene Ontology annotation, cellular component: spliceosomal tri-snRNP complex; U12-type spliceosomal complex; precatalytic spliceosome. The record is from RefSeq and is a predicted model, not a curated record. Gene Ontology annotation, biological process: spliceosomal snRNP assembly; mRNA splicing, via spliceosome. Gene Ontology annotation, molecular function: RNA binding. The transcript is spliced from 2 exons.
AUGAGUUGGCAACGCACUACUUAAAAUUGCAACUCUGCAACACACGCCAAAAAUAUUUUUUGCGGCUUGAUUCUUUCUUCUCGAGAUUAUACGUUUAGUUUUUUUUCUGAAGAAACGCUAAAAUAUGUCGAAAGCACAUCCCCCAGAACUUAAAAAGUACAUGGACAAACGCAUGUUGCUUAAGCUGAACGGUGGCCGUUCCGUAGCUGGAAUACUGCGUGGAUUUGAUCCUUUCAUGAAUGUGGUGCUCGACGAGACAGUGGAGGAGUGCAAAGACAGUACCCGCAACAACAUUGGUAUGGUUGUUAUUCGUGGCAACAGCAUUGUUAUGGUCGAGGCCCUGGACCGGGUCUAGAGCGACUUUUGGGCACUACAAAGCAGAUUAUUUAGAAUAAGUUAUACCCUAUAUGGUAUGUGUAUUUUUGAUAUCAUAAAAUAAAACUAUUUCAGCUAAGAAACAUACCAAUCUGCAAUGUUAGUGCUUUUUUAGGAAUGGGAUUCGUUUUUGAGAACACCCUUUUAUGAUUGCAAGAAGGUUUAAUUUGAAGAUAAAUGGCAAUUUGUAAUUUUAUUCGUGCACUUUUGCCACACAGUGUUUUUUUGUUCAACUUCUUGCAUA